This is a messenger RNA of Rotaria socialis, 1500 nucleotides long. NCBI's taxonomy places the organism in Eukaryota, Metazoa, Rotifera, Eurotatoria, Philodinida, Philodinidae. The record is from the annotation of a GenBank genome assembly.
AUGAUGUUGAAGGUGGCCAGUACAUUACUUGUAAUGUUCAUUAUCGUUCACUUAUGUGAAAACUCAGUUGGCAAUGACAUAUUUCGAAUUGCUAUUCAUCGUGCUCGCCGACCGUCGUCUAACAGAACAAAUUCUACAAUAUCGACGAAAAUUAUGGCGAACCGUCAAAAGUCGUUGAGCUCUUAUGCCCAAACUUCUUUAGCAACCUCUUCUGUUAACGAAAAUCUCACCAAUGAACUUGAUGUCUAUUUCAUCGGAACGAUCUCAAUCGGAACGCCACCUCAAAACUUUCGUAUCGACUUCGAUACAGGCUCCUCCGAUCUAUGGGUGCCGUCAAGCCAGUGCCAAUCGUCUUGCAAUGGCUUCAAUAAGUAUAAUUCUGCACAGUCAACAACAUAUGUGGCCAAUGGGGAAACAUUUUCAAUCAGCUAUGGUGAUGGUUCUUCAGCCAGUGGUUUUCUCAGUGUCGAUGUUGUAACAAUUAAUGGAAUGGCAGUCAAAAACCAAACAUUUGCUGAAUGUACAUAUCUUGUAGGUAUGACUGGUGAUAAGAACGAUGGCAUUCUAGGUCUUGCCUUUCCAAAUUUGACCAGCGAUGGCGAAAAACCAUUCUUCUACAACAUGUGGUCUCAAGGUCUCAUUCCACAAGCUAUCUUUUCUUUCUAUUUAAAUCCUGAUACUAACGCCACAUCUGGUGGUGAACUCAUAUUCGGUGGUGCAGACCCGAGUAAAUACACAGGUUCUAUAACUUAUAUAUCUGUUUCACUAGAAGGAUAUUGGGAGUUCCCAAUGGCCAGUGUGAGUGUCGGAUCAACAAUUGUAAGUUCAUCAACAUAUGCAAUUGCUGAUACGGGUACAACAUUGAUCAUUGGACCAACAGCUCAAAUUAAUUCAAUAAAUAUUGCUCUGGGUGCUACCUAUGACUCACAGAGUCAAAUGUAUACGGUCGAUUGCCAUAAGCGUUCACUAUCUUCAUUGCCAAAUGUUACCUUCACAAUAGGUGAUACAGCAUUUAUAUUAACACCACUACAAUAUCUGUCGAUUAGUGGUGACCAAUCGGCUGGUUACAUUUGUAGUACCGUCUUCUCUCCAUCGGACUCGAGUGAUUCCAAUGGCAAUCUUUUUUGGAUCUUAGGCGAUUACUUUUUAUAUCGUUAUUAUUCAAUUUUCGAUAUAGUAAACAAUCGAUUAGGUUUUGCUACAUCGGUGUCGUACGAUUGGAUGCCAUCAGUUGAUUCAUCUUUAUUUCCAACACCAUCUACAACACCAAGUGUAACAACUACUACAGCGAAAACAAUGACAACAACAUCAACCGCCCAAACAGGGGUAUCAUCUACAGUUGUGACAAGAACAGCAACAUCUACAACAACAACUAUUACAACAGCAAAAAUAACUACAACACCUAACAUGGGAAAUGCUACUGUUUAUAGACUAACAAUUUAUUUUUACUUUUUUAUCUUAAUGGUGAUGAUAGCUACUCACUAUAUGGGUAGUUUUUAA